AUGCCGGAGGCUAUAUUCUGUGAUGUACUUGUCUUGGGUGCCGGUAUUUCAGGACUCGGUGCAGCUAAACUACUAACCAAUGAAGGACUCAAAACCAUUGUCUUAGAAGCAAGACCUCGAAAUGGUGGUCGCAUUCAUACAGUUGAUCUUCCUGGUGCAGCUAAUGAGACAACUAAGUUUGUUGUUGAUUUGGGAGCUAGUUAUCUUCACGGUUGCAAUAACUCUCAAGAAAUUCAGCCUCUCUUCACACUUGCUGGUCGUCUAAAAAUCACGACUGCUCCUGCUGCUGGAGACAUUUUGGGCGCACACCGAGGUUGGGAGUGUCCAGAGGUAGCUGUGUGGCGGGAUAAUAAGUCUGGAAAGGAAAUUGGCUUGACAGAGGUUGCUGAUAUGAGCUUUUUACUUGACCGAUGCCUUCUUCACAUUCUCAUGACCGCAAAUCGAAAAAAGCAGGGAAAUCAAUCAAAUAAAACUUUAGCCACCGCAUUACCAAACGCUUUAGAAUCAUGUCUUCAGUUACUGUACAAAGCUGGUCACCGCGCUUCUCCAACACUUUCCCGACGCGAAAAAGGAAUUUUCGACUCCCUUUUCGCUCGGUAUAUAGCUUACGUGAAUCCAGCUCAUAGACUUUCUCCUCACUUGUCUUUGGGACCCCAUUUCGAAGCCGAUGCUAUGGCAGGUCUGGCUUUAGAUGUCAACCAACCAACCCCCAUGGCAAAGAGACUUUAUCUUGAUUGGUUGGAAGAGAAGAGAACACAUUUAAGUUUGCAUGGUCCCAACAAAGGAAUAGCCCGUCGAACAGAUCAUCAAUGGGAAGAUCGUUUAGUUUUAGACGGAUUUUCGAAGUUUGUUGAUUUCUUGGCAUCAGAUGUAGUUGUUCACAAUCAAUGCGUUGUACGUCAUGUCUAUUGGCCAAGUCAUUCGGACUUCAGUAAGAUUAAUGAGACCGUGAGCAUGCAAUCAAUUGAUGAAAGUGCUGCUUCAUUAAAUGCUAAGUCACUAAUGGAUUAUAUAGAAUCGUCUAAUCUAGUUUGUGUAGAGACUGUGGAUUACACCGAGGAGUCGUCUGCUGUGAAAUCCAGUAAACAAUCUUGUAGGCGUUACUUUGCACGAUUCUGCAUCAUAACUGUCCCUGUGGGUGUAUUAAAAGGCCUUGACCGUCGUAGUGCUAUUCAGUUCCAUCCACGUUUGCCUCCGAGGAAACGACUUGCCAUAGAUCGUCUUGGUAUUCCGAAAAUUGGUGCAGAAACGCAUAAUAAGGUUAUUUUGAAGUUCAAUCAAUCAGAAAUUUUCUGGGAUCGUAAUGCAGCUCAUAUUACAUGUCCUGGUGCAUACCUUCAUAUACUUAACUGUGAUUUUUAUGGAAAUCCUGGCGUUCUUGUAGCUCAUGUAUGGGGCGGUUCUAAACUCAAGAUCACCGGUCGAUCUGAUCAGGUUGUUGUGAAAAACUUAUUGGAUUUGUUGGGUGGUAUGUAUCCAUCACAGUGUCCAUUACCUGAGCCUAUAUUUACUCAUGUCACUCGAUGGUCAGAAGAUCCGUUUAGUUUGGGUGCUUAUACUGCUGGUGAAGUUGGAAGUAACGAUGAAGAUCGACAGGCAUACGCAAGUCCCCUACCUUCCACAGGUUGUCCAAAAUUACUUUUUGCCGGGGAAGGUACUGUCGAUAGUUCUGGUGGUCAACAAUGUACUCAUGGUGCUUUCUCGUCAGGAGUCGAUCGCGCAUUAGAUAUUCUUGAUUGCAUUCAAGGUGGUCGAUGUCGUCUGCGUGAUGUACGCAUUAUUGAUUGUCUUACUGGCCGUCUAUCUGACCGAUUUCCUCCUCAUGAAAUGGUACGAAGAGCGAAAAAGCGCAAAUUAAUGAAUGUGAUGGGUGUCCGUCGGUCAUCUUCCACCGUUUCAUCCGAUCGUAAAUCAUCUUGCAAACAAGAAUUAUCAAUGGGUAAAGGUAUACAGUCGAAGCAUGAAUUACGAAACACAGAAUCAUCAGACAGUCAGUCAUCUGAAUGCUAUUCCAGCUCCUCAACACCGGAUUUAGAAUCUUCCGAUCCUUAUGCAUUGUUUCCCAAACCAACAAGGCGUUCAACACGACUAACUACAUGGAUUUCCUCUCAAGCAUCUUCAUCUCUCCGACGAGAGUUUUUGUUAAUGUUCAAAAAGAAAAGGCAUGUAAAGAGACGUAGAACCGAUAACAGCAAUAGUAAUAGGAGCAGUAGUAGCAGUCGCUUUUGUAGUAUAGAUUCAUCGAAUGACAGUAAUUCAUCUUCUGAAGUGAAUAAAGUACCUUCAUUUUCUUGUUAUGAAAAAAGUGAGUUUACUAGUUCAUCAACUACUUCUGUACCUGAUCUAUCUUCAAAUAUGAUCUCCUCUUCAUCUGCACACAAUGGUUUCUCUAACAUACGAGUUUCAUCUCCUGCCCCUCAUACAUCUGCUUGUAUGUUAUUGUCAAAUUUCCAUGAAAAUUUUUUUGAUGUUUCUCAGUCUACAAGUUCAACAACUUCAUGUAUAGAAAAUAAUAUGUACAAUAAUGCAAAGGAUGUAUUGCUUCCUAAUGUGUCGCUUGGCAAACAUAAAGUAACUGCUGCACACUCAGACGCAACUAUUAGCACAAGUAUCAUUGAUCAUAUCAAACCAACAAAUUUUGAACCUGUUUUCGGCGCUCUUCCAUUUACACUGACUUGUGAUAAUAAUAAUCAUUUAGAACCUCGAGUGAAGUCUUUCUCUUUUGAAGAGGCUUUAAAAGCCAAUAGUCUAUCAGUUACCCCAUAA
Trichobilharzia szidati is the source of this 2766-nucleotide messenger RNA. NCBI's taxonomy places the organism in Eukaryota, Metazoa, Platyhelminthes, Trematoda, Strigeidida, Schistosomatidae. The record is from the annotation of a GenBank genome assembly.